AUGCCGUAUAACAUUGCUAUGGUCAGUGACUUCUUUUUCCCUCAAUCGGGGGGAAUUGAAAGUCACAUCUACCAAUUGUCAUCCAAACUCAUCGACCGCGGACACAAGGUCAUAAUAAUCACACAUGCGUACAAAGGUCGAACAGGAGUCCGCUACCUCACCAAUGGCUUGAAGAUCUACCACGUCCCCUUCUUCGUCAUUUACCGCGAAACCACCUUCCCUACCGUCUUCUCAUUCUUUCCCAUAUUCCGCAAUAUUGUGAUUCGUGAACAGAUUGAGAUUGUACACGGUCAUGCCAGUCUCAGUAGCUUUUGUGGAGAAGCUAUUCUCCAUGCGCGAACAAUGGGCCUGCGGACCGUAUUUACGGACCACUCUCUUUUCGGAUUCGCCGAUGCCGCCUCCAUUUUGACCAACAAGCUGCUUAAGUUUACAUUGAGUGACGUGGACCAUGCGAUCUGUGUCAGCCAUACUUGUAAGGAGAACACCGUUCUUCGAGCCUCAUUAGACCCUUUGAUGGUAUCAGUCAUUCCAAACGCUGUGGUCGCGGAAAACUUCCGCCCGCUCUCAUACAACUCUCGUGCAUUGGAUCAGAUUCCCACAUCCCCUUCUGACCAACGAGCACCCCCUACAUCAAUCGGUCCUGAUGAUACAAUCACGAUCGUAGUGAUCUCCCGCCUCUUUUACAACAAGGGCACUGAUCUAUUAAUUGCUGCCAUUCCACGGAUUCUUGCUUUGAAUCCAAAGACUCGCUUCAUCAUCGCUGGGUCUGGACCAAAGGCCAUUGACCUUGAACAGAUGUUGGAACGCAAUGUGCUUCAAGACAAGGUCGAGAUGCUUGGCUCGGUUCGACACGAAGAGGUGCGAGAUGUCAUGGUACGAGGUCACAUAUACCUACAUCCUAGUUUGACAGAAGCAUUCGGUACUGUCAUUGUUGAAGCUGCCAGUUGCGGGUUAUAUGUUGUUUGUACCCGAGUCGGUGGUAUUCCUGAAGUGUUGCCACAGCAUAUGACAACAUUUGCGAAGCCAGAAGAGGACGACCUAGUUGUUGCAACUAGCAAGGCAAUUGCCGCCUUGCGCUCGAAUAAAGUCCGAACAGACCGCUUCCACGACCAAGUGAAGAUGAUGUACUCUUGGCGGGAUGUGGCUGAACGUACUGAAAGAGUCUACCAAGGCAUAACAGGUGAUAUCAGCCCCGAGGAAUUCUACGGCUACUAUCCGGGUCAAGGAUGGGAGGCUAGCGGAGAUCGUGUACGCAGCUUUGCGCUCAUCGACCGCCUAAAACGGUACUAUGGCUGUGGUGUUUGGGCCGGCAAGCUGUUCUGUCUCUGCGUUGUCAUUGACUUCUUGAUCUACGUCUUCCUCGAAAUGUGGUUUCCACGAGCAAAUAUUGAUAUUGCUCGAAGCUGGCCGAAGAAACCGCCAGCAGAGAAGCCCCGAACAUCUACCGCUGCUCGCAACAGUCGGUGA
Penicillium cataractarum is the source of this 1467-nucleotide messenger RNA. RefSeq names its product phosphatidylinositol N-acetylglucosaminyltransferase subunit A/GPI3. The transcript is spliced from 5 exons. Gene Ontology annotation, biological process: GPI anchor biosynthetic process. Gene Ontology annotation, cellular component: glycosylphosphatidylinositol-N-acetylglucosaminyltransferase (GPI-GnT) complex. Gene Ontology annotation, molecular function: phosphatidylinositol N-acetylglucosaminyltransferase activity. Lineage: Eukaryota; Fungi; Ascomycota; Eurotiomycetes; Eurotiales; Aspergillaceae. Bases 1 to 1467 code for a protein of 488 amino acids. The record is from RefSeq and is a predicted model, not a curated record.